GGCCGCACUCUCCAUCGAAGGCAGCACAAGCCGAGAUCGUGAAACUUUAGCCACUAGCUACAGAAUUCGAAUAAACCUUUAAUUUCUGGCAUACGUUAAUGUGUAGAUUUUUGUAUUUUUUAACUUCGUUAAUAUGUCGAGAGCGAAUGACUUGGAACUGCAAGAACUUUUUAUAAUUUCUCAAAUAAACGGGAUAUUUACUAUAGGAAUGACGGUGACCACAGGAUUUGAAUGGCAAGCUGUUGACGAGUGCAGGGAGAAAUUAAAACCAACGACAGGCAUUGUUAAAAGACGUGGGAAGAUAUAUUGCAAUGUAUCGUUGGAUCAAUUCUUAAAAGUGCAGGAAAUGCGUUCGGUGGAUAACAUAUACAUAAUCGCUGACGUGAGUACCUUCAAUUUUAUAACAUCCGAGAAAGAGGGGAAUUUCGAAUUAAUAAGAGACGCUGUACAAAACAAUAUGGGCUUAGAAAAGCACCUGAAUGCGUGGAAAAUAGCAACACAUUUUCGAGGGAUCUUAUACCCCACCGAGGAAGAAUUUAAUUCAGCACACGCAAGUCAUAAAACAAGGAAGGAGCAAUUCAACGAUAAUACGACCGUCAAUAAUAGGAGUAAAAAAAGAGGACAAGAUCCAUCAACGGUGCAGGAAAAUAGUAUUUUGAAGUUCAGAGUAACUUGCGAAAGAACCGGUGAGCAUGCAUUUGAAUCCGGAGAGGUUGCAAAACAUGUCGGUGCUGUAUUACAGGAUAAGUACCACUGGCUGGUUGAUCUCAUUGCAUAUCACCUAGAAGUCGUUUGCCACUUAAUCAGCGAGGAGUUUAUAGUAGGCUUGCGGGUCACAACAGAAUCUAAACAUCGUAGAAAUAUAUCCCAUUUUGGACCAACAACGUUGCGGGCUACCGUUUGCUACAAUUUAUUACGACUGGCACAUCCAAAACUUGGUGAUGUUGUCAUCGAUCCAAUGUGUGGCGGUGGAUCGAUUCCAAUUGAGGCGGCGAUGGCGUACCCUGAAUCUUAUAUUUUUUGUGGAGAUCAUCAUAGCAAAGCAGUAAAUCGUGCAAAAUGUAACAUCGAUGAUAUGAGAAACAAGGGUACAAUCGACGUAUUACAGUGGAAUGCUUCGAAAAUACCGUUGAGAUCAUCCUGUAUCGAUAUUUUCGUUACCGAUAUGCCUUUUGGCAAACGAAGUGGAAAUAUGUCAGAUAAUAGAGUACUGUAUAAACAAAUUCUUACAGAGUUGGGUCGAGUUACAAAAAUUGGAACCGGCCGUCUGGUAAUACUCACGUACGAUAGGCGAAGCAUUAAUUUGGCCAUUAAUAGUGUUAAGAAUUUGUUCCACGUGACGAAGAUGCUUGGCGUAAAUAUAGGAGGAUUGCAAGCAGUAGUAUAUGUUUUAAAACGAUCUGUAAAAGCUUUUAACGAUUAUAUAUAAAUGCACGGAGCGUUUUACAAUUUAAAAACGGCAAGGGGUUAUAAAUAAAGAGAAGACAGUAGUAAACUAUAUAAUGUGACGUGUAAAUAAUAUAAAGUCGUACUUGAUGCGAAAAGUAGCAUCCUACUCGAAGCCUGACUUUUUACACAAUUAAAUGUUUAUAUUUUAAUACAUUUUAUAUGUUAUAUGCAAUUGUGCAAGGAUUGUAGCGUUUACGACUCGUGCUCGAAAAAGUUUAAUUAGAAGUUGAGUUCAUUACCGUUAUUGAAAAUACAUAUGGACGUUUAAAGCAAUGAUUUCAUCACAGGAAUACAAAUGUAAUGUAUUUACUAAAAGAUAAUAUAAUGUUUUUACCGAA
This is a messenger RNA of Orussus abietinus, 1787 nucleotides long. RefSeq names its product THUMP domain-containing protein 3. The record is from RefSeq and is a predicted model, not a curated record. NCBI's taxonomy places the organism in Eukaryota, Metazoa, Arthropoda, Insecta, Hymenoptera, Orussidae. The transcript has 7 exons. The coding region runs from base 134 to 1429 and encodes 431 amino acids. Gene Ontology annotation, molecular function: tRNA (guanine) methyltransferase activity; RNA binding. Gene Ontology annotation, biological process: tRNA methylation.